Molecule: messenger RNA, 1004 nt
Organism: Cyprinodon tularosa
Lineage: Eukaryota; Metazoa; Chordata; Actinopteri; Cyprinodontiformes; Cyprinodontidae
Gene: naa10
Product: N-alpha-acetyltransferase 10, NatA catalytic subuni
Exons: 8
Coding region: 152-805 (217 amino acids)
Biological process (GO): N-terminal peptidyl-glutamic acid acetylation
Cellular component (GO): NatA complex
Molecular function (GO): protein-N-terminal-glutamate acetyltransferase activity; protein N-terminal-serine acetyltransferase activity
Source: RefSeq, a predicted model, not a curated record
UUCCUCCUUCCUUCCAUGCUAGCUCACUCAGGCAGUUAGCAAGCGAAGUAGAACCUUUAAAUUCUGUUGUGCAGUUAAUAAUAACGAGUUUGUUUGAAUUAUUGUAAACCGAAAACUUGUUUCCGAAGCUUUUAAAAACACAAAUAACAAAAUGAAUAUACGAAACGCCAGGCCGGAGGACCUAAUGAACAUGCAGCACUGCAACCUGCUGUGUCUCCCCGAAAACUACCAGAUGAAAUAUUACUUCUAUCAUGGAUUGUCGUGGCCUCAGCUUUCAUACAUCGCAGAGGAUGAAAAUGGCAAAAUAGUUGGAUAUGUAUUAGCAAAGAUGGAGGAGGACCCAGAUGAUGUGCCUCAUGGACAUAUUACAUCAUUGGCGGUGAAGCGAUCGCACAGACGCCUUGGUCUGGCCCAGAAGUUAAUGGACCAGGCCAGCCGAGCCAUGAUUGAAAACUUCAAUGCCAAAUAUGUCUCACUUCACGUUCGCAAAAGCAACCGAGCGGCUCUACACCUGUACUCCAACACCCUGAAGUUUCAGAUCAGUGAAGUUGAACCUAAGUAUUACGCGGAUGGGGAAGAUGCCUAUGCCAUGAAGAGAGACCUGGCUCACAUGGCCGAUGAGUUGAGGAAACCUGGCGUUCGUGUGUCGAGUCAAGGAGCAACAUGUGGUCAGAGCCCAUCAGGCUCCGGUGACCAAGAAAGAGAGAGUGAGAGGGACAGCGGAGGAGAAAGCAAAGAGUUGAGUGAAGUCAGCGAGGCAACGGAAAGCACAGACGUUAAAGAUUCUUCUUCUGACUCACAAUGAUGCCAGUUUUUGACUUUUUUUUUCCAUAAAAACAUCCAGUUUUAUCUCAGUUUGCAGCUGUUUCUGGCUUUAGAGACUGGUCGUCUGAUCACCGAAGCUGCACCUCUGAUUUGUUUUUUUCUCUUACUUUUCUCUUGCUGGGAUGAACAGCGAGCCAAUGUGUUGUCUAAAUUAAACAAAACCAUUGGUAAAAGCUCUA